AUGUGUGGUAGGUUCGUAACGAUCUACCGCGGCCCCAGCCACACGUACAAGGUCCAGCGGCUGACCGAGUCCAGCGCCCACAGCUUUAGAAUACAGGCGGUGAGCGACGCCGGAGAGGGACCCUUCUCCGACACGCACACUUUCUGCACCACCAAGUCUGUGCCCCCCGCCCUCAAAGCGCCCAAAGUGCACCAGCUGGAGGGCAACACGUGUGAGGUCACAUGGGAGACUGUGGCACCAAUGAGAGGAGACCCCCUGAGCUACGUGCUGCAGGUGCUGGUGGGCCGCGAGUCCGAAUACAAACAGGUGUUCAAGGGAGAAGAAGGCUCGUUCCAGAUCUCCGGGCUCCAGCCCAACACAGACUACCGCUUCCGGGUGGGCGCGUGCCGUCGCUGCCAAGACACGUCCCAGGAGCUGUGCGGGCCCCUCAGCCCCUCGUCCCUGUUCAGCGUGCGGCGCCAGGACAACCCGGCGUCGGGCGAGCUGUGUCCCGCGGAGACGGCCAAGGGGGCGGGGCUCAUCUCCAGCGACGAGCGUUUCGCGGCGCUGAUCGUGUGCGUGUUCGCGGGCCUUUCCAUCCUCAUCGCCUGCCUGCUACAGUACUUCUUCAUGAAGUGA
This is a messenger RNA of Knipowitschia caucasica, 618 nucleotides long. Lineage: Eukaryota; Metazoa; Chordata; Actinopteri; Gobiiformes; Gobiidae. The record is from the annotation of a GenBank genome assembly.